Molecule: messenger RNA, 4820 nt
Organism: Clupea harengus (Atlantic herring)
Lineage: Eukaryota; Metazoa; Chordata; Actinopteri; Clupeiformes; Clupeidae
Gene: ches1
Product: checkpoint suppressor 1
Biological process (GO): regulation of DNA-templated transcription
Cellular component (GO): nucleus
Molecular function (GO): DNA-binding transcription factor activity; cis-regulatory region sequence-specific DNA binding
Source: RefSeq, a predicted model, not a curated record
AGGGGAGGGGGUGAGCUGGCUGCCUCAGCUCCAGUGUACACAGCCCAGCUCCACUCAGGAGAGCAGUAGAGAGGGGAAGAGUGUGGAGAGAAAAACAGAGCUAGAGAGUGUGAGGGAGAGGUUGAGAGAGAGAGAGAGAAACAGAGAGAGAGAGAGAGAGAGAGAGAGAAGGAGAGAGCGAGGAGUGAGAGAGACUAGAGGAACGCAGCAGCCGUCGUGGUCACUGCAAGAACACUUGCUCUCGGGCGGAAAUGGAGGGGCACAGUCGUGGGAACUGACACACACAGUUGUAUCGGCGGGAGAGAGAGAACUUCAUGUGGAAGGGGCUUGUCUUGAGAGGAUAAGGAUUAAAAGGAGCCUUGGGCUGGAUGGGACCCAUCAUGCCGCCGGGCAAGAAAGCGGAGGCCCCAAGUAACGGCAGCGUGGCACGCGGCCUGAGCCAGCUGUACCCUGACGGCGAGGCGGCCGACCUGUCGCUCUCGCUGUCGGCCUCGCUGAGCCGAGCCGAGGACGAGGAGCUGACCAGCCUGAGCUGGCUGCACGAGACCAGCGAUCUGCUGACCAGCCUGGGCCACCCCGGCCUGCGUAGCGUCAGCCCCGUCCAAGAUGGAGGCGCUGCCGCAAGCGAGGGCGGCGGCGGUAGAGGCAGCGGUGGUGGUCGCGGUGGCCGGGACCCUUCCCACCGCUCCUCGCCAUCCUCCUCACCGGAGCCGUCCGAGCCAGGGGCGUACGAUCUCCCGGCGGGGCCCAACCGCAAGCCGCCGUAUUCCUUCAGCUGCCUCAUCUUCAUGGCCAUCGAGGACGCGCCCAGCAAACGGCUGCCCGUCAAGGACAUCUAUGGCUGGAUCCUGGAGCACUUCCCCUACUUUGCCAGCGCCCCAACAGGCUGGAAGAACUCGGUGCGCCACAACCUCUCGCUCAAUAAGUGCUUCAAGAAGGUGGAUAAGGACCGCAGCCAGAGCAUAGGAAAAGGUUCCCUUUGGUCCAUCGACCCCGAGUAUAGGCACAACCUCAUCCAGGCUCUGAAGAAGACGCCGUACCACCCUUACUCUCCGCGCCUCUCCUCCACGCCCCCCGCGUCUCCCCCGACCUCCCCGCAGGCAUAUCACAGUACCCCUCUGUGGUCUGGAAGUCCACUCUUCAGGAAGAAUGGAGGAGUUUUGCUGCAAGUUCCACAGAAGGUGAUCCAAAAUGGUGCCCGUGUGUCGAGCCAGGGUCUGUUUCCAGUGAUCCGACCACUGCACAUCAGCCCUGUCGGAAGUAGAACCUCAGCUAUGAGGUCAGCUUUGGGUGACUUCCUCACAAAGGGAACUGGCAGCUUGCUCAGUGACUCUCCUUCAGCCAGCGACUCAGAUGCCCAGGAGGACCACACCUACAGCAGUGCCACAUCUGCCAAAACACCCCCUCCAUCCUCCUCCCAAGAGUCCAGUCGAGUCGAUGUCAAAGUUGAGGAUGGGGAGGACCCAGUUGAGUGCCAGGAGGUCAAGCAGGAGCCUCAGGACAUUCCGCUGGACGUGGGUGUUGACUCCUCCCAGCAGCAGGCGUUGUGGAGGAAGGUGCUAUGGGUCAAAGGUCGUCCGCGGACGCCUGGAGACACACUGCCCCUGAAGAAGAGGCGUGCCGCUGAGAAGCCCCCUGAUAGCGACGACGAGGAGAUGAAGGAGGCGGCGGGGUCGCUGCUGCACCUGGCCGGCGUACGAUCCUGUCUCAACAACAUCACCAAUCGCACUGCCAAAGGCCAGAAAGAGCAGAAAGAGAAAGAAGCUCAAAGAAACUAAUAAACGCAAGCAAAAAAAGAAAGAGUUAAAAAAAAAAAAUUAAGUAAUACAUGCAGAUGAAACGGAGGAUUAAACAGAGGAGAGAGCAUUUUUCUUUCUCUGGCAGAUUUUUAAAGUUUUGUUUGUUUUUAUUUCCAGGAUAUCAGGUGAAUUCUACUUUGUGGCAAUAUUAGACAAAACAAAUCACUGUUUCCCUUUUUUGUUUUUAAAUUCUAUUUUAUACGAUAUAUUAUCAUGUGUGUGUGAGUUUGAGUGAAAUGGGUCUGAAUGUAUGUCUGAAAAAAUAUAUAUAUACAGUUAAUGUGCGUGUGUGUGUGUGUGUGUGUGUGUGUGUGUGUGUUUGUGUUUAUGUUUAUGUUUCUCUCUGUAAGAGGAUAAAAGCCAUAUUGUGGAUGUCAUCAUUUAGAAAACUUGUGUCCAUAUGAAUUAGGUCAUAAAUAUUAUUUUGGCUCUGAGUGGAGGCUGAGAAACAGCAACUGGCAAAGUUGUAGCAAAUCACCCAACUGGUUAUUUAGACAGGAACGCUAGUUUUUCAGACAUUACUUGCUGCUCAUACGGGAGUGCCAAAGACAAAAAAACACAGGAAGUAGACACAUUCAGAUGUGUUGAUUGAUGAUUACAAGGUAAUCAACAUGCUAUCACAGGCAGUUUACCUCACAGAGUUAGCACAGAUGAGAACUAUACCUGAACAGAACCCAUACCUGAGGUGGAAAAUCCCACUAGAAAUAAAGUCCAGUGCAUUGUGUUUAAAGGACAACAAUCAGUGCAUAUUGAAGAGGCUGGAGUCUUGAUACUUCCCAAGUCUUUUCAUCGGUGCAAAUUAGCUCAGUGGCUCAGUGCAGGAAAGAUAUGUGUCCAUGGCUGUGUAAUUGUGAGCAGGAUGCUGGGUCAGAGGCAAUAUUGAUAUCAUUUCAUCACGUCUUGUGUACAUUUUUCCCAUCUUUGUCUGUCAUUGAAUUGAACACUCAGAUUGAAUGAUAAGUGACACUAACAACCCUGCCUGUCAUGUUACAAUAUUGUUGUGUACGAGUGUUCAUUCGGUCAUUUUGAUUUGACUCUUUUUUUUUCUAGUCCUCAAAACAAACUAAGCAAUUUUUGUCCUUCAUGGACAACACUGAACACUGUACAAAGUAAGAACAUUUUUUCUUGUCUUUUCUUUUCGCAAGAUAAGGCAGUUUGGCCUUUAGGGUUUUAUGAGUUGGAAUGCAUGGGCAUCUGUAAAUAAGAUUGAAAAAGUAUUUUUUUUUCAAACCAUGUAAGAUAAUAAUGUAUUUAGCAUGAAGCAUGACUUAUUUUCAUAUAACUAUAAAUCCUAUACAGAGGCUUCCCCCUCAGCUCUUAUAAGUGUUUUUUUUCUCCUUGUCAUCAAGUGAACAUUUUCACCCUUUAAAGCAUUCACUCACCAACAACUCUCCUUGUCAGAAACGUCACUCUUAAAUAAGAGGCUCUGUUUUCAGUAUGCUUAAGCAGAGCCCUCUCUCCUCCUUGAGUCACACAGUAUGUGUGUUAGGGAGUAGAAGGAAGAAGAACAGUGUGUGUGUGUGUGUGUGUGUGUGUGUGUGUGUGUGUGUGUGUGUGUGUGUGUGUGUGUGUGUCCACUUUGUACACCCUUUAACUUUGUGCCUGCCUUAUAUAUCUGUAUUUGGGUGUCUUUGACCAGUGUUGUUUUUUUCAUCCAUCUUUGAAUUUCUAAUUUAUAAAAGUGUUUUACUAUGUUUGUUCGCUGUAAAUGUAUGUACGUCACAAACUUCCUCCUCGAAUGGUUUAGUUAAACACCGACCGCAUAUAUAGCAGUUUAAGACUCUGACAAACAAGGGACAGUUGUGCUUACGUUCACAACAUGGGGUGGUGUGCUUGUGUAAAAACAUCACCAUGUGGAAUUUAAUGAUCAGGUGAAGGCUAUGCUACAUAUUUAAUGUCACUGAAGCAAUUUUCCAGCACUUACAAAGUGGAUGAUGUACGACUAGUUUCCAGCAUAAUCAGCAAAUAACGAAUGUGAAUCAGUGAGUGCAAGAUAUAUCCGUAUGUUACGGGUUUACCCUGAGGAUAUUACAACUAUACAUGCAGCUGUACAAAAAAAAAAGAAAUUCUAAAAUGUUACAAUUUGUUGUUGUAUCACUUUAGUUGCACAUAAAGGACAGAACUUUAGAAGAAUGUUUUGGUGGUUGGGUAUUGUGGUUUCAGUGAUAUCCAGUCGAUUUUGGUCCAUAAAAAAAAACAUAUGGUGAACACCAAUCUGGGUGUUCCCUUAAAAAAUACACACAACAGUGAGGAGAACAACAGCUAUUUAGUUUGCAUUGUAAAAUAUAUACUUGACCCAAUCCGGUUGCAUUACUUGUUUGUGGUAUGUGGUAAUUGAGGACACUGACAGAAUGUUAGGGUCAGGUUGUGUGUCACUGCCUUGGGUGUCUUUGCACUGUCGUUUGCUGUCGAGUUUGUCAUGACACUUGAAGUCGGCAUAAUCACUCUGUCAAUUCAGGCACUUAGCUGUACACAUACACCAAAGUUGACAGUGAGAUUUUGCUCUUUAAAGGGGAAUGUCUAAAGUUUGAUCUGAGUCAUUGUUGAGAAAGGGAGGGGGGAGUUGGUAAGCAUAAGUUGGAAGGCUGAAGUAGAAUUCACUGCCUCAAAUGUCCAGAAAAUGAGAUUCUUCAAUAAUUGUAUUCAACUUGCCAAACACCCGUGCAGAAGAAAAUACUGUUAAUUUGUUUUAGUUUAACAAAUUAAUACUGUUAAUUUGUUUUGUUUUAGUCACUGCCCAUCUGGUGAAUCCUUAGAAUGGAUUCCACCUUAGAGGAAGCAAGUACACAAACACUCUAAGUGUUAUGUUCAGACUGGAGGUAGCACAUUCUAUUUCCACUAUGUGCAAUCACAUUGCCAAAGAACAGUCUAAAAAUAUAUCAUAACUGCUUGUAAAUAUCACACUGUCCUUUAUGUGACAAUAAAUGUCAUGUUUCUUCCUUUUUUAUCCAGAUACUUACAAUAAUGUUUAUGUAAUGUAUUGUCUUCCAGUUGCAAUAAUAAAGAAAUGAGUUUGAAGAG